AUGGCGCCGCCGAAGCCGACCUCUCCACCCAACCCCGCCUUCGCCUCCGCCUCCGCCUCCGCCCCCGCCUCCGACAAGAAGAAGGUGACCCCCAUCCAGGUCGCCUUCCUCGUCGAGCGCUACCUCGCUGACAACGGCUUCGCCGCCGCCCUCGCCGCCUUCCGCUCCGACGCCGCGCACCUCUUCGCCAAGACCAACAGCAAGAUGGCCACCCCCAAGGGCCUCCUCCCGCUCGCCGACAUCCUCCACGACUACAUCUCCCUCAAGGAGACGCGCCUCGCCGUCGACUCCGCCAUGCAGGGCAUGAGCUCCCUCGUCUCCGCCUACUACAGCUCCGCCUCCUCCACCGCGCUUGUCGCCGCGCAGGCGCAGCCCUCCUCGCCGCCGCUCGUCCCGCCCUUCUUCGUCUGCCCCACCGCAUCCUCUUCUCCCCCGCACCCAUACGUGUCCAUGCCUCCGCCACACACAGGCCCUCCUGGAUAUGCUACGCCUAUGAUACACUACACUCAGUCAUCCUCGUCGCUUGUCGUUCAGAAUUCAUCAAAUGCCAACAAUAUGCCCACCCCAGCGGUCAGCUCAAAGAAGAGAAAGGCACCUGCAAAGUCUACAAAAACCACUUCAGCCUCCAAGAAAAUAUGCGCCGCACCUGCAAGCUUGAACCCAAAAGGUAAAAGUGCAGCCUCUCUACUGCCAGCUCCUCAGCCAAGUUCAGCUGAACAUUCAGCGAUUGCACAACUGCCAGUCCAAGCCUCAUCUGUUGCAAAAAGCUUAUUCAAACCAGUCCAGCCUCAAGUCAGUUCUUCUCCUUGUACAGCUCAACAAAGCAAUCCCUUGGGCGAUGAGUCUGCUUCUUAUCAAACCCUAAGGCCGCCAUCUCUGGAUGCAACUGCUCCCACACAACAGGAGAUUGCUUCCUCUCAGUAUUCUAUAGUUUCUUCCAAGACUCUAAUCGUCAGUCCUAUGAAAGGUGGAACCUACUAUUCUGUUGAGAGGAGCUGCCAUGUUAGCUCCCCCUUAAAAUCAACCACCCAGAGGUCAAAAAGGGAACAUGUGAAAGGGAGGUUGGAUUUUGACAGUUCAGAUGCAAGGCCAGGUUCAACUGAAAAUGUUUGCGAGAAGGCCUCUACCUCUACCUCUGCAGACAACCAAGUGGAUUUUGACAUCGAUUUCACAAACUUUGAUAUAUUCAAUAACGACUUCUCAAUUUCUGAACUUCUACAAGACUUUGAUCUUGAGAAUGAAGGCAUCCAUUGUGGGAAUCCUUCCACAAAUGCUGAAAUUCAAAGACUACAGCCUACUGCAAAUAGUGUGGCAGAUCCAGUUUUCCCAGAUCCAAUGAAGCCAAUGGAAGUAGAUACAUCUGAAGCCAUCAAUUCACAAGGAACUACAUCUGUUACUUCUGUCAGAGCUAUUACUAAGAGGAUAAAGAUUGUUAGCCCAGAGAAGGGUCGCACAACUUCUUAG
Molecule: messenger RNA, 1464 nt
Organism: Lolium rigidum
Lineage: Eukaryota; Viridiplantae; Streptophyta; Magnoliopsida; Poales; Poaceae
Product: cell wall protein RBR3-like
Exons: 6
Coding region: 1-1464 (487 amino acids)
Source: RefSeq, a predicted model, not a curated record